This is a messenger RNA of Symbiodinium sp. CCMP2592, 1005 nucleotides long. The record is from the annotation of a GenBank genome assembly. NCBI's taxonomy places the organism in Eukaryota, Dinophyceae, Suessiales, Symbiodiniaceae.
AUGUUUGUGACCGGGAGCAUUGUGGGCCUCGUGGCCAUAUGGGCGUUUCGGCUCGAGUCGUUGAAGCUUCCGGCAUGGCUCGGGCCGCCGCACGGAAGGCGCAGGCGCACCGGCGCAGCGGCGCAGAGAAGGGCAGGCUUUUUUAGCCUCUUGAAAGCCACGGUGACGCGGGCUGAGGUGAGCGGCGCUCAGUGGAAAGUCAAGGACGAGGCCAGGCGAAGCGCUUUUGAGACGAAAGCCGAGCCGCGAUCAGAGCAGCGGCAGCGUGUCCAGGAGGAUCGAUGUGUGGGCCUCAUAACCGAAUGGCGUGGCUACAUGGGUUGGAUCGCGCCGAUCGCACCUUUUUCCAUUGACCACGACCAGGCGGUGGUCGUGCGAGUGAUGGGCGGCAGAGAGCAGUGCAGCACGCUUCUGGAGGCCUCCAAGCACUGGGGCUUGAUCUACGUCACCAAGCAAGACCUGGCGGUCGCAUCUGGCGCCCAGCUGCCAUGGAUGCGGGCAGGGCGCGUCGUGGACUUUCUCGUCUACUCAGACGGGGAUGGCCUGGGCGCAGAGGAUGUGCGGGCUCUUUCUCCGCUGCGGGUGACGUUGACCCACGCCGAGGCACGGACGCUCUUGAAGGGCCGCCCGGAGCGGUCCGAGUACCUCACAGACUCUGAGCAGUACCCGAAGUUGAUGCAGGACUUAGGUGUCCUGGUCAGAAAAUACUCCUGGCCUCUGCCCUUUGUUACCCUGGAGCUCUGGGGGCUCGUGGAGGAUGUAGCAGCAGCGGCUCUUCACUACUGCAGUUCCGCAGGUGGGGCAGAGCACCGGCGGCUGCAACUCCUGCUGCCCGAGGACAAGAUCGCUCAGGUGGAGCACCUGCCCUUCGGGAACCCGAAGGUUUCCACCCACGCGGUGGUGCAGACGCCGGUGCCCUGCAGAAGUUUGGUGAUGGAGUCCUCCGCCGAGGACUGCCGCAAGGCCGUGGUGGCCUUCCUGCGUGCCAUGGAGGGAAGGCCCUAA